Molecule: messenger RNA, 1297 nt
Organism: Schistosoma margrebowiei
Lineage: Eukaryota; Metazoa; Platyhelminthes; Trematoda; Strigeidida; Schistosomatidae
Source: the annotation of a GenBank genome assembly
UGGGAAUAAACUGCGGGUUGCUUGAACCUUUUGGUAACGGUUUGAUUUAAAGCUAUCAGUUGAUAGAUCAAUACCUUUAAUUGGGCAGUUACAGCUAAAUAGAGGCUAAUUGAGCAGCGGAUAUAUGCACAUCUUAUUGAGGAAUUUAAUCAAGAUGCAGUUCCCACCAACUGAUUGAGUUGCUUACUGUACAUACUAGUUGUAGCUACAACAGAAUAACUUGUGUUUACUAAGUGGAAAACAACAUAUCUCAGUGGACAACGUUACAAUGGACCAAAAGGUUUCUAGUUAUUUGGUCCCUCGUGAAGUUCUUUUGCGGUAUGGUGGAAUAACCAAUGAUCAGAAGAAGCAUCUGUACAGUGAAAUACAUUCAUUGAAUUUCGUGUAUAUACCAAGCUUUCUGAAGUCACAAGGAUCUGGUGUUGAACUUUUGUAUCAGUACGGUGUUUGUCAGUCUCCGAAAGAUUUCGAUGGUCAAGUUUACGAAUAUUUUGUGUGCCCUACAUCGCUAAAUGAAAAGCUUGGCUCUUUCGAGGGCGAGCAAAGAUUUUGUUGUGGAGCACCUCCACAGCAAUAUUGUUGUACAUCCACCCAGUUUUCAUCGGGAAUUCAUAUCGUACAAUCAGAUCUUUUAAUUUCACCUUCGAUUUUUAUUGGAGGCAGUCUUGGAUUUCUUUUAUUUGGUAUCUUUUUCGUAAUAUACGCAUAUUCAAGACUAGCACGUAAUCUUCGUAAAGCAUCUAAUAAGUUAUUUUACGAAACAAACGUUGGUGUAUUUGCUUCACCUGCUUUCCAUGAGCCAAUACAAAAUUUAGAGCUGACCACUUCAUCUGAUAUACAAUCAAAUGAACCACCUAAAAAGACGUUACUCUCUUGUGGUAGUCGAUUAACUAAAAUUUCUUCUGAAAAAUCUGUCUCUGAAAAUCCAUCCAAAAAUACAAACUUUACUACUAACAAUGAUCACUUGUUGGUAAUAUCCGAUAAUUCCGAAAGAGAAUCAAUUAAGAAUUUAAUUCAUCAACAUAAAUCAAGACAUUCUUAUAUAAUAAAUAAUAAUAACAAUAAUGCGAAGAAGAAGAAGAAGAAGAAAAAGAGUAGAAAGAAUGAAAAUUCAACACCAAUCAAAGCUCGACCUGUACUCUUGAAAAGAUCAUCGUGAUUUGUACUGUCCUUUGUUUUUUAACUUGAUUUCUAAUUAUGUAAUUUGAUUUGCACCAUUUAAUUGAAAUCGAAAAUAACAAUCGACAAUGUGUACAGUUGUGAUUAUUAACAAAUAUACAUAAAUUAUUUUCUUUAA